This is a messenger RNA of Coregonus clupeaformis (lake whitefish), 560 nucleotides long. RefSeq names its product tudor domain-containing protein 3-like. NCBI's taxonomy places the organism in Eukaryota, Metazoa, Chordata, Actinopteri, Salmoniformes, Salmonidae. The transcript has 3 exons. The coding region runs from base 125 to 370 and encodes 81 amino acids. The record is from RefSeq and is a predicted model, not a curated record.
GGAGAGGGAGGAGUCACAUAACUGGAACAGCACUAACCCUGCCCAUAACAACUCCAACACCGCCCCCAAGAAGAGGUCGGGGCAGAUCAAAGGGCAGAGGUCAGACCAGGGUCAGGUUGGGUCCAUGGAGCCUGCAGUGUGUCAAGGCCCGGGGAACUGGAAACCAGGAGACCAGGUUUUAGCUCUCUACUGGGAAGACAACAAGUUCUACAGGUCCAGGAUAGAUGCUGUGCAUCCCUCUGGUUCCACGGCGGUCGUGACCUUUACUGAGUAUGGAAACUGUGAGGAGGUCCUUCUACACAACAUCAAACCUGUCAACAUGGACUUCUGGACUGAGUCCACAAAGGAUCCCAGAGGUCGACGCAUCUGACCCCAAAACUACAUCUCUCUUCUCUAUGGGUUGCAAAAUUACGGCAACUUUCCCAGGUUUUUCCCAGAAAUCCUGGUUGGGAGGAUUCCAGAUAUGCUUAUUAUUCCGGAAUCUUUCAACUGGGAUUUCUGGGAAAACCUGAUGACUUUGGGAAAGUUAGUGGAAUUUUGCAAGCCUUCUCUCUCUUCAC